Molecule: messenger RNA, 3137 nt
Organism: Triplophysa dalaica
Lineage: Eukaryota; Metazoa; Chordata; Actinopteri; Cypriniformes; Nemacheilidae
Product: serine/threonine-protein kinase/endoribonuclease IRE2-like
Exons: 8
Coding region: 928-3120 (730 amino acids)
Biological process (GO): mRNA processing; protein phosphorylation; IRE1-mediated unfolded protein response
Cellular component (GO): IRE1-TRAF2-ASK1 complex
Molecular function (GO): RNA endonuclease activity; ATP binding; protein serine/threonine kinase activity
Source: RefSeq, a predicted model, not a curated record
GGGGCGGAACACGAGCUCCGAAAAGACACAAAAUGUUGGGCAACUGGACCACCAUACAUGACUCUCUGUCCUAUUCCGAAUAAACAACGCGAAGACGUUAUAUUUCACGUUUGAUAUUCUAGUAUUAUGCGAUAGAAUAUAUAUAUAUAUAUAUAAUACAUAUAUUAAUCGAAUAGAGUUUGUUACUUCAGGAUUGUCUUAAGUGCCAGAGAGAACAGAGGAUAUGAAGCCAUGAAGAAAAUGUUUUGAAAAUUGAGCAUAUCAAUUAUUCACAAGUUUUGUGUGGCGGUCGAUGCGGCGCUGCGCAGACCCAUCAACCUAUGACAUCGAAUUACCGCGAGAGCGAUUGAAAAGCAGUAGUGGACUCUCGCGAUACAGACUAACACUCAUCCGGAUGGACUUUUACGCCUUUAAAGGAUCGAAAUUCAUAUCUGAAGAACUAUGGCAUACCAGAUCCAGUUAUCAGGUGUUUCAAUUCCAGUAGUUUCCAGAAAAACAGACCCGCUAAUACAAUGCAUCAUAGACAACAAGUUACAGAGAUUAAAAAAACGUAUCAGAGGAAAGGACAUCAAUGGGCUUUACCCUUCUGGAGUCUGGAAUGAUGAUGUCACACUGUUAACAGCAGCAGUUAUAUGCAGGAAUGAAGAAAUCUGCUCAUAUCUUAUUAAAGAAUCUGCUGAUCCUAACAAACACUCAACAAAUGGACAUGCUCCACUACACUAUGCUGGUUUUACACCUGGAGUUCCACUGAGUAUCGUGAAAAGAUUACUUGCAGCAAAAGCUAACACAGAAGGACAUGAUAGUCAGAUUUUCACUCCAUUGCAGUUUGCUGUUGAUUACAACCGUGAUGAAAUUGUAAAAGCACUCCUGGAGGCUGGUGCUUCACCUAAAAGUAACUAAGGAAGAAAUCAAGCGCUUGACAAAAAAAUGGAUGAUAUAAUUCAUCGACUUUCCUCACAGAAUGAAGAUUUGGAGAAAGUACAGAUAUUUUUCUCUUUCUCUUGUGCUGUUCCAAAGAAACACCAGACAGAGGUUUUCAGCAUCUAUAAGGCACAUUUCCUUAAAGAGAAUCCUUUUACUCAUACACUUCUGUUUGAGGAGUACUUUAGUGUUAUUGGUGCAGGUGCAGAACAAUAUCAGCAGAGUGCCAUCAAGUGGUUAAAAGAUACAAAGAGCUCAGACAAAUACAUUGAGGACGUCAUCAAGCGCUUUCCAAGAAUUUCUAAGAUGCAUUAUUUAGCAAUUGCAUUUAAUUGCUUAAAUGCAGUCUUGCGUGUCAGUGAAAGGAUUUCUCCUCAAAUAUUCAAUGACCUUGUGCCAAUUCUAACAAACAGUGUCCAGCCUUGUGGAAAUGCAGAGGGAGACAGAGUCAAUCAAUUUAUACUAACAGUACUUGAUGUCAUGAUGCAAAAAAACCAAAAGCAAAAACUAAAUAUAAGUCAUUCUGUAUAUGAAAAUGUAUGCAACAGUUUAAUGCCUCCUACAAAAGCUAAUUCAAUUCAAAUUAGUCUUUCGACCUAUAGAGUGUUUGCUCAGGUGAAUGACUUUGCUCCAGAAGUUGUUGUAAAGUGUGGAUUGUCCUCAAUACCAGAGAGGAUACUAAAUACUGCAGAAAUGACACUGGAUGAAACCAUGAAAGAAAAACUUCAAAAACUCAACACAUCACUUGAAGAUCCAGCAAGUUUAAGUGCAGUGGAUAGACAAUGUGAGGAAAACGCAGUUUCCUAUUCAACAAGAAAACAGAUGAAGAAGAAACAGCAAGAGUUGGAGUCAAUGAAAGGAGAUCGGCAAGAACCAAUGACUCCUAUCAAGGAGACGAAUUCAAGUGUGCAGCCCAUCGCACCGCCUGUUGAGAAUUCACAAGUAGAAAGACGGUGGCAUCCGAUCAGUCGUCGCUGGAACAAAAAUUUUCAAAAACUUUCUAAAAUUGAUGUUAACAAAAGCUAUAGAAUACAAAGCUUUACUCUUUUACUUAGUGAUGAAUUUAAGAUCGCUAAAGGAAGUGAUGGAACACAAGUUUUUCUCGGUCUAAGAGAUGAUGGCACAGAGGUGGCAGUGAAACGAAUGCUUAAGUCCAACUACCAGGAUCUCAAGAAUGAGGAGACAUUUUUAAGACUUCCAGAACUUGAUGAUCCUUCUAUUGUGCGCUAUAUUGACUUUGCAGAAGAUGACCACUUUGGAUACCUUAUUCUUCAGCUUUGUGAGUACACACUUGAAGAAUUCAUCCAAGAUCACUUACCAGCCGAUAGCUCUCAGAGGACUUGUGUUUUAAAAGAACUUGUGAGGGAAGUGCUCUGCAGUCUACAAGUUCUACACGGCCAACAAACUAAAGUACUUCAUCGGGACAUCAAACCCCAGAACGUUCUGAUCGACAUAAGAGGGAAAGCUAGACUGGCUGAUUUUGGCAUAAGUCGUAGACUGAAACCGAGUGAAACCACUUUACGAACAAGCACCGCUGGAACUAAAUGCUGGAAGGCAAAAGAAGCAAUAGAUGAAGAAAGCAACAGUGGCUACAAAAGAUGUUCUGACAUUCAGGUUGCUUGGAUGUUAGUGUACUACAUUCUCUCUAGAGGGCAUCAUCCUUUCAGCAAAGGUGCUGCCUGCGAGUACAACAUUCUGCAGGGAAAAUACACACUAGAACACCUGGAGGAUGAUGUAGCGAAGGAUCUUGUGGAGUUGAUGAUCAAUGAUGAUCCAGUAAAGAGACCAACUGUGGAGAAGACACUUGCACACCCCUUCUUCUGGAAUGAUGAAAGGAAAGUGGAUUAUGUGAAAAGAUUGGGAAAUCAGACAGAGGCAGAGAAUUGUCGCAAAGUUGACGAGGAGCUGCUUCGUGCCAUUGAAAAAUGCACAGAGGGGAAAACCUUUUCUGAAUGGAGAAAUAAAUUUGGCCCUGAGCUCGUCCAGAAACUGGAUGAAAAGAAGAAAGCUUAUCCUGAGAAUACCCUUGGCCUGCUGCGUUUUGUACGCAACCUGCACGAACAUUACUCAGAGGAUGCAGCGAACAUCAACCUAAUGGCUUUAUUCCCUGAUCUCUUUGGGAGUGUGUACAAGUUUGCAAAGGAAAGCGGAUGGCACUCCAGGCCGAGUCUGAAAAGGUUCAUGAACUCAGCACCAUAGAUUUUACUUUAAUUCUG